Fibroporia radiculosa is the source of this 363-nucleotide messenger RNA. RefSeq lists its product as uncharacterized. The record is from RefSeq and is a predicted model, not a curated record. The transcript is spliced from 2 exons. Bases 1 to 363 code for a protein of 120 amino acids. NCBI's taxonomy places the organism in Eukaryota, Fungi, Basidiomycota, Agaricomycetes, Polyporales, Fibroporiaceae.
AUGUUAUCCCCAGAGGAAUCUGUCAUCUCGCCCGUGGCCUGGCGGCGACAACCAUCAACGCGAGACGCACUUUUCGGCCUCACCCUCUCCUAUCGUCCACCCAAGAAUCCCACCGCCGCCCUCAUCUGGCGGAAGCGCAUGGUCAUCGAGAGCACGAUUGGGACCUACGCGCUUGAACCUUGGGAGAAGUUCUUGGUGUUUAGCUUCGUUUUCAUCGUUUUCAUCCUCACGAUAAUUGGCCUGUUCAAAUACGCUAUCUUCGUGAAGCACCGGACAGCAUACUAUCUAUACAGCCCCGAGCCCCAGGAGACAGUUGAGAGGGCAGUUGAUUGGGUCGUGCGCAAUUUCUCGAGGGAAUUCUAG